GUGGUUGCGGAGCAGUAGUCAACAUGAAGCUGAACGUAGCUGCUAUCUCGGCCCUGGCCACUGUGGCCUCCGCUCUCCCUCACAAGCGCGAUAGCGAUCAAUGGGGACACAUUCGCUCCAAUAUCAAACAUGUCAUCUACCUGAUGAUGGAAAAUCACUCGUUCGACAACAUCGCCGGGUACUGGGACUUUCACCCCGACAUUGACAACUUGCGGAACAUCUCCUACUGCAACGAGUACACCAAUCCCAAUUGGACGGUCUGGGACGAACCUCUCAAUGUCUGCGCUGCGCCAUUUGAAACCGAGGUGCCCUUGACCGAUCCGGACCACAACUUCGCCGGCGUCACGUAUGAGAUCUUCCGCAAGUGGUACCCCACCAAGGACGAUGUUCCCAACAUGGGAGGUUUUAUUGAGCGCCAGUCGGAGAAAUACGCAGCCAGUCCGGGCGAGUCUAGCUUCGUCAUCAAGGCCUACGAUGAGAAGAAGACGGCAACUCUAAUUGAGGUUGCGAAGAACUUUGCCUUCUGGGACAGCUAUUUCGCGGAACACCCUGGCCCGACCAACACCAACCGCCAGUUCGCUACUUCGGGAUCGACCUGCGGUUUCGUUGACAACACCUACCAAUCUGCCGGCUGGUAUGCCAACUACACCGGUACGACUUGUGCGACCUCGAUCUUCGAGGCUCUCAGCAAGAAGAACAUCACCUGGAAAAACUACUAUGAGACGGACAUUGUCGAUGCCUACAUGUACAAGUGGGUGCAAGACAAUGCGAUGGACCGUCUGGUUCACUCCGACCAGUUCUACCGCGAUCUCGAGGAGGGAACUCUGCCCCAGUUCUCCUACUAUAACCCCGAGUGCUGCACCAUUGACUCGAUGCACCCGACUAGCAACAUGGCCUCGGGUGAGCAGCUGAUCAAGCAUCUGUAUGAUGCAGUGCGCAAGUCCAAGUACUGGGACAACGUUCUGAUCAUCCUCAACUUUGACGAGCACGGUGGUUUUGCUGACCACGUUCCCACGCCGGUCAACGUUCCCCAGCCCGAGGAUGGCAUCACCUUCACUGGCAUGUCUGACGGCCACAAUGUGACCUACGACUUUACUCGCCUCGGUGUUCGUGUACCGUCAUUCGUCAUCUCGCCCUACAUCCCGGCGAACCACCUGAUCCACGACCAGGGUACCAUGUAUGCCAACAACUCGGCGUACACGCACACCUCCUUCCUGCACUUCCUUCAGGAACUGUGGGGUCUGGAGGGACUGAACAACCGCGUGCAAUGGGCCAAGACGUUCGAGUACAUCUUCUCGAGCGAGAAGCGCGACGACACGCCGGAGAAAUUGACGACGCCGACCUGGUACGGCAGCAGCUGGGAGCCGAAGCCGGAUCCAUACUACAAGCUGAACCAGGAUUAUGACUAUUACGAGAACCUCGAUUAAACUCAUGAUGAUGAGACGGAUGAGAUGUGACUAACAUUAUGAUGACUGCAAUAUGCACAUAUGCACAUAUGC
Messenger RNA from Aspergillus costaricaensis CBS 115574, 1499 nucleotides. Its product is annotated as phospholipase, PLC-D. The record is from RefSeq and is a predicted model, not a curated record. Gene Ontology annotation, molecular function: hydrolase activity, acting on ester bonds. NCBI's taxonomy places the organism in Eukaryota, Fungi, Ascomycota, Eurotiomycetes, Eurotiales, Aspergillaceae. The transcript is spliced from 7 exons. Gene Ontology annotation, biological process: phospholipid catabolic process. The coding region runs from base 24 to 1427 and encodes 467 amino acids.